AUGCAUCUGACGAAGGGACUUUUGAUAGUGGUCUGCCUGGCGGCCCUUGCCAGCGCCAAGCCGCAGAACUUCCAGAUCUUCGGACGCCAGCGGGAUGAGCCCGCGGCCCAAGGUCGCCUGAGUGCCAGCCAGCUGACCGAUAUCCUUAACAGCCUGAAGGGCGUCAGCAGCACCACCACCCUGGCACCCACCACCACCACCGUGCCCUCGGGCACCACCACCGUGACCACCUCGCCCACUGGACCCACCACCUCCACCGGAACCUCCACGACCUCCACCACUCCCACCACUGACACGCCCACCGACACUGCCACUGGCGAUGGCCGCCAAGUAGAGCUGCUCGACGACCAGGAGGAGGACGACGAGGAGGAGCAGCAGCAGGUGGAGUCCCACCACAACCGCUUCCAGCUCGAGGACGACGACGAGGAGGAGCAGCAGCAGGUGGCCCGCGCGCAGGCCAACCGCCGCCGCCAGGUGAACGCCCGGAGGCAGCGCCAGCGGAUGCAGCAGAAGUACCGCCGCCGCCAGCAGCAGCAGCGCCGUCGCCGCCAGCAGCAACAGCAGAAGCGCCGCCAGCAGCAGAAGCGUCGCCAGCAGCAGCGCCGCCGCAGGCAGCAGCAGCAGAGGCGCCGCCAGCACCGCAACCGCCGCACCAACAUGCGCCUGGUCAACCGCUUCCGCCAGAGCACCCCCAACCGCAACCGCGUCAUCCGCAUCGCCGCCUAG
Messenger RNA from Drosophila elegans, 726 nucleotides. Its product is annotated as UPF0746 protein DDB_G0281095. The record is from RefSeq and is a predicted model, not a curated record. The transcript is spliced from 2 exons. NCBI's taxonomy places the organism in Eukaryota, Metazoa, Arthropoda, Insecta, Diptera, Drosophilidae. Bases 1 to 726 code for a protein of 241 amino acids.